Messenger RNA from Scutellospora calospora, 227 nucleotides. NCBI's taxonomy places the organism in Eukaryota, Fungi, Glomeromycota, Glomeromycetes, Diversisporales, Gigasporaceae. The record is from the annotation of a GenBank genome assembly.
AUGAGUAUUGGUGAUUUAGAUGAAGAUCGAUUUUUCAGUGUUGGUACUGGAUUUGUUUCUUCAUUUACAGCACGUUAUUGUAAAGAAAUACAUCUAUUUGUGUUGAAAAUCGAAGAAUAUCAAUAUGUUUUAGAAAUCUAUUUAGAUUCAAAAUGUAUUAAUACAAUUACAGGAACGGAUUCAGAUGAAAUUUGGGAUCAAAUAGAAUUGUUUAAAAAACAUACUAG